AAGCAGCUCGUGGCAGUUACUACCACCCACAAUAUCUACCGCAUUGAGGAGAGCCGAGCAGAUGCUGUUUCCCAAACCAGCCGUUACUGAAUGCGGCUUUUGUGUCCAAAACGGUGACGUUUAUUCGUGUGAGAAACUUGGAAUUGCAUGAAGGAGGAUAACUGAAUAUACCGAGGUACUGAGGCGAGAAGCGACUGAGCGAGAGAGACAAAAAGAAAAAGCCGCUUGUACAUUUUUAGUCAGUCAUUACAGACAGCGGGCAGUGAGCGAGGAGAGGUAGAGCCGCGCGGAGGAUGUGGGCGAGGAGACUAGACGGCGGUGCUGUUCCUGUCACAAAAUAUAAAACGCGAAUACGCUUAUAACAAGCUAAUGGGGGGAUUUUGACGUCUUUUUUCUCCCGUCCUUGCCAGUCAGCGCUGGAGUGGGCUAAAGCGGGCUGUGCCAUAGUGUCCGUUUCGAUGUGGGAGUUAAGCCUGUGUCAUGGGCUGAAACGGUCAAAUCAAGAAUUCAAGAGGGAAUAAAGAAAGCGGUCCACUGGAAACAGCAAAUCACCACCUGUUAACAGAAGAGCAACUGGUGGGACUCCAGUGGCAGAGGCUGAGGGACCUCUAGGCAGACCCAAGGCACCUUUGUCCCGGCCUGCGGAGCAGCAACCAUCCCAGUGUCCUACAGACCAAUUCUGCCUCAUGGCAUGACCUCCACACUCACUUUGGCGUGGAUCAUUCUGUGGAGAUGAUCUAGAUUUCAUCUUCUGAGAUGACUGGACCUCAAAUGAUGAAAUAUCUUGUGGAAGAAUGGUGUUGUCAAGCGUGGUGUCCAGUAGAGUUCUAGAGACUACUGAAAGGGCUUUUCCCCUCUCACAUUAGCACAUGGAUUUCAAGACUGCAAAUGAAGAGAUAAAGACGGGGAUUUAUCUGCUGCAAGAUGGUAAUGAAGAGCCCUUCAGUAUCCGACUGCACUUGGCCAAAGACAUUCUGACCAUUCAAGAGCAAGACGUCAUUUGUGUCUCUGGAGAACCAUUCUACUCAAGUGAAAGAACUGUAACAAUACGACGGCAGACAAUAGGAGGAUUUGGUUUGAGUAUAAAGGGUGGUGCAGAACACAAAAUCCCUGUUGUGAUUUCUAAAAUAUCAAAAGAACAGAAGGCUGAGCUCUCUGGUCUUCUGUUCAUAGGGGACGGGAUUCUCCAGAUUAAUGGGAUAAAUGUAAGGAGUUAUCGUCAUGAAGAAGUGGUUCAGGUUUUACGGAAUGCUGGUGAAGAAGUAACUCUGACUGUAUCUUUCCUGAAGAGGACCCCUGCCUUUUUAAAGCUGCCACUCUGUGAAGACUGCACGUGUGUACCAAGUGAUCAGAGUAGUGGAACUUCAUCUCCGCUGUGUGAUAGUGGACUACAUCUGAACUAUCACCCUAACAAUACAGACACCCUGUCGUGCUCAUCUUGGCCUACGUCACCAGGGCUGCGCUGGGAGAAGAGAUGGGUAGAUCUGCGGCUAAUACCCCUGCUCCACGCUCGCCUAUCACAGUAUGUCCCUGGCUCUGACAUCUGCAGGCAAAAUGCCUUUCAAGUGAUUGCAGUCGAUGGGGUGUGCAGUGGGAUAAUUCAGUGCCCCAGUGCUGAAGAAUGCACAGACUGGCUCCAAGCAAUAGCAUCAAACAUAUCUGCUCUAACAAAGCACAAUGUGAAAAAAAUCAAUAGAAACUUUCCUGUAAAUCAGCAGAUCAUUUACAUGGGCUGGGUGGAUGAGAAAGAGCAAGACCUGGUUCAGGACCGAAUGUACACACCAAAGUUCCUGGCUUUGAGAGGUUCAUCUCUUUUUAAAUUCUCAGCACCACCGGUAACUACUUGGGACUGGACCAGAGCUGAACAAAGCUUUACUGUCUACGAGAUCAUGUGCAAGAUUCUCAAGGAUGGGGACCUGUUGGACAAGAGGAGGCAGUGUUUCAGCCUGCAGACGGACACAGGUGAAGAUGUGGUGUUCAGUGUGGAGCUGGAGAGUGAGCUUCUGCUCUGGGAGAAGGCCUUCCAGAUGGCCACCUUCUUUGAGGUGGAGAGAAUACAGUGUAAAACAUACGCGUGUAUCAUGGAGAGUCAUCUCAUGGGACUCACCAUAGACUUCAGCAUGGGCUUUGUCUGCUUCGAUGCUGCAUCAAAGGCAGUACUGUGGCGGUACAAGUUCUCCCAGCUCAAAGGAUCCUCAGAUGACGGCAAGAGCAAAAUCAAGUUUCUCUUCCAAAACCAAGACACAAAACUUAUUGAGGCAAAGGAACUGGAAUUCUCCAAUCUUUUUGCAGUGCUCCACUGCAUCCAUGCUUUUUUCGCUGCCAAAGUGGCAUGUCUGGAUCCUAUGUUUGUGGGCAGUCAGAAUGCUGCCACGGCCAAUGCAGUUGGCACGCUGACCUCUGUUACCUCUAUGACACAGGCUUCCAAGUUAAAAUAUUCAAGUUGACAGACUCUCGCUGUCCCUCCUCUCUUGUUCCACUCCACGACAGGACAGUUUUCUGCCGACCCAACCAGAGAGGUGCCCAAGAUUGCCUGAUUCAAACAGAACCUCUAAACUCAGCCUGUGAAGAUAACUGAAGAGCCUUGAACUCUACCCUUUUGGUCAUCAUGAGAGAAUUCUAGCCUGCUUGCAUUGGUACAAUAUCAUAUUUUGAAUAUGGAUUUUUAUCAUACAGCAUAUGGGUUGCAGGAGCCUUCAGGAUGCUCAGCUGUGUCAUGGAUAUGAAACGAUUCGAACAUUGAUUAGUUCUUUCCCUUUUUAUAUUGCAUAAAUUGCAGUAUGUAUGUUUAUAUUCUAUUAAUGUUAGUAUUUUCUAACAGUGCUUUGAAUCCUUUCUUAAAUCAGAUUAAUCAGAUUGAGAGGGAUGUAUUACAUAACUGCCAUGGAGUAUUAUUGGCCCAGGUCAAGGUGUGAGGUAAUGGAUAUCAAAUAAGAUUGAAAGAUACCCUGCCCUCCACAGUUCUUGCCCCCUUGGUAAAAAUGAGGGGAAAAAAUGUUCAUCUUACAAUAUGAAAGAAACAUAACAUGAAAAUAUUCAAGUCAACAUUCCAGUCAAGACGGCCAUCAAAUUUAAGUUAUUCAUAUUUCCAAAAAAUUUUCAAAAAAGGAAAUGACACACAAGCCUCCAGCAGAACUGUUAGAUCCCCAAGACUUGUCAUCUUCAGAUCUGAAUAAAUCCACAGAUGUUGCUGGAAAUAACAUCAGACCAAAGCAAUGAUAAACUCUUUGAAACAUCUGUAACUAUCAUUCAGACAUGGUGGGGGAUCAGCACAUGUUUUGGCAUGUAUAGCAACUGGAGGUGCAGUCAUAUGAACAUGAAACACAGUUUCUAAUUCUCAUCACUGACAUUCAUAUCACAGUUCAUAUAGUCAUGUCAGAUCAUUUAUGAACAAUGGUAUCUAUCUCCUCUGGAAUUGUGGCUCACAUACUGCUAUGCUAUGUCUUGUUUCUUAAGGAAUUGUAAUUUUCCACUAUUAUGUUGUUUUCAUUCAUUAGAAUAACCAGAUUAUUCAUUAUUAUUGCUGAUUCAUCAAGCAGGGGUAAAUUUAGUGAAAUGGGACCCCCUGGAUGUACAUUUUUAAAUGAUUUGAGGCUCUGGGUUCCUGAUUUGCACAACUGUCUAUACUUCAAAAAAAUCUUGCUAUGUGUAGCAAGUGUGUAUAAGUCUAGUUAGAUAGAUCUAAUAUUUCUCAUUUUGAGAUGGAUGCAAGAAUGUGAAAAUGUAAAAAUUUUUACAUAGGAAAAUAAAUGUGAAAUCGUCCUACUAUAUUGUAAGAUAACUUUAUCUGCCAGUGUAGUGAGAUAACUGGUACAGAGUAACAUUGUAAAGAAUUAUGAGUUAAUGAAAGUGCUUUUUUCCAGGAAGUAAUGUGAUUUUGAGAGAAGUAAUUAGGAACUUGUAGCAGAUUACUAUUUUGAGUAAUUGACCAACACUGAAGCUAUCUAUAUCAUUUUAAAGCUAACAUGAUGUGCAGUCUCCUGAGGCUGUGCAGCACUCUGUUCUGACUGAAAAAGCUUUAGAGCUUUUUUUUUAGAGUGUAGCGGCAAACGUUUUGUUUUUCUUUUAGCUUUUACCUUAUGUACUUGGAUGGCUCACAUCCAAGGGCCUUCUCUCCAUUUUGUAGAUCAUUACCUAAUUGCCUUGUUCAUACCAGCCUGUCUUUAUUUAUCAUGUAACAAUAUGGAAUAGUCUAUUAUAACCCUGACUGGGGAGGGACUGUAUAGAAAUGACUGAAAAUAAUCACUACAAUAGCAGCAAUUAAAAAAAAAAA
This is a messenger RNA of Pygocentrus nattereri (red-bellied piranha), 4273 nucleotides long. RefSeq names its product syntrophin, gamma 1 (gene sntg1). The coding region runs from base 870 to 2447 and encodes 525 amino acids. Gene Ontology annotation, cellular component: dystrophin-associated glycoprotein complex; intracellular anatomical structure. Gene Ontology annotation, molecular function: protein binding; structural molecule activity. Lineage: Eukaryota; Metazoa; Chordata; Actinopteri; Characiformes; Serrasalmidae. The transcript is spliced from 20 exons. The record is from RefSeq and is a predicted model, not a curated record.